Phytophthora nicotianae INRA-310 is the source of this 1660-nucleotide messenger RNA. RefSeq lists its product as hypothetical. Bases 52 to 1263 code for a protein of 403 amino acids. The transcript has a single exon. Gene Ontology annotation, molecular function: pyruvate dehydrogenase (acetyl-transferring) kinase activity. Gene Ontology annotation, cellular component: mitochondrion. Lineage: Eukaryota; Oomycota; Peronosporomycetes; Peronosporales; Peronosporaceae. The record is from RefSeq and is a predicted model, not a curated record. Gene Ontology annotation, biological process: regulation of glucose metabolic process; protein phosphorylation.
UACUUGCCUCCAUUCUCACAGAAACAUAUCCUUAUACCGCAUCGGAAGUCCAUGCAUCGUCUCGCCGGCCGCGCUCCGAUCCGCCGCGGGGCCUCAAGUCUCAAUGCCAGCAAUGCAUUCCACGACAACAUGACGGCGAAGAUCGACGAGUUGGCUCAGCUACCACAAACGGGCGUAUCACUCCAGUAUUUACUGGAGUUCGGAACGGGUAUUUCCCCUCAGAAGCUCAUCCAGUCCGCGCGCUUCUUGCACGGGGAAAUGCCCGUCCGAUACGCGCACCGCAUCAAGAAUCUGGAGAAUUUACCGCAUGGACUAAGCGACAUGCCGUCGGUCAAGCAGGUGCGUGAAUGGUACGUCAACUCGGCCCAGGAGCUGCUGAAUUUCCCAAAAGUGGAAACAUAUCAAGACGAAUUGGCUUUUCGAGAUUUAAUCGAAAGCAUUAAAGGCCGCCAUAGUGGCACGUUGUAUACAAUGGCCAAAGGCGUCCACGAACUCAAGAUGGAACUAUUCAAGUCUUUUUCGGAAAAAGGUCAUGGAGUCACCAGGAAAGAACUGGGGCAGAGAUAUUUGAGAUCCCAAGAAUUCGCAGACUUGUCAGAUUUGCACUCCUUUCUGGAUGCAUUUUACAUGUCGAGAAUCGGGAUUCGAAUGCUCAUGAGCCAACAUAUUGCUCUUCAUGAGGAAGAGGAAGGAUGGGUUGGCUGUAUCUGUGAGAGCACUUCACCCGCUGAGAUUGCCCUUGCGGCUAUUGACACUGCCCGGCACAUGUGUUUGAGGCAGUAUGGAGAUGCCCCUGAGGUUGAAUUGCAUGGCCACACUGACUUCUCCAUGCCUUUUGUACCAAGUCACUUGCACCACAUGCUCUUCGAGGUGAUCAAGAACUCUAUGCGUGCGGUGGUAGAAUUCCACGGAGUUGACAAUGACAUGCCGCCUAUAAAGAUCGUAAUUGCAGACGGAGAAGACAACGAAGAUGUGUCGAUUAAAAUCUCGGACGAAGGAGGAGGCAUCCCGCGCUCGUCCGUCUCGCGCAUUUGGUCGUAUCUUUACACGACGGCAGAUUCAGAAGCGUUCGAAAGGCUAGAGGCCCCCAAUGAUUUCGGCGGGGACUCACCGCUCGCCGGACUGGGAUACGGCUUGCCGAUCAGUCGUUUAUUCGCACGCUACUUCGGUGGAGAUCUUCAAGUGAUCUCAAUGGAAGGAUACGGCACUGAUGCGUAUCUGCAUCUGAAGCGUGUGGGUGACGCUUCUGAGCCGCUCCCGUAACGGAAUCACUCGAUGAACAAACAACUUGUGCUUUUUGAAUAUUGAAUCGCUGGACCCACGCCCAGUGUAGUUGUAAUAGAACGCAAUGACGCUGUAGGAUACAGAGGUUUGAUAGUACCUACUAGAUGAUCUAAGUGUGCCUACUCUUCGGUCGUAGCAUCUGCGCUCGUGCGUGAAUUCUACUAGUGGCAGUUCCAGCACCAGCUCCACCAUUCUCUCCUGAAUUGGGUCUUGUUUGGUGUCGUGAAGAACCAUUGAUCUUUACACCUUGAAGGGGAUCUAACUUCGUUUGAGACCUUGGUCGGUCUUCAGGUGGCUCAAGCGUAAUUGCUGCUAACAUUUUGGUUGCAGAUGAGUCGUUUUCCACAUUUGGCGGACGCUUUAGCAAUGCGGAUGA